AUGGGCUCUCUCAGGUGUUCUCGAUGUAAGCAAACAUACUACUGUUCAGUAUUGUGUCAGAAGUAUGAUUGGCCUGCACAUAGGAAUGUAUGCAAUCCACUUAGCACCACCAACAGUAAACCAGAGAAGUGUCGCAAACUGCCAGAAGAGAAGACACCAAAUGAUCUAAAGGCUCAUGUUCCUAUAAACAGUACCAUAAAAAAUGCUUCUGAUGUUAAGGCUAGAGUUAGACUUUCUGACUUGAAGUACUUCGAGUUAAAGAGAGGACAGCAGGUCCAGGUUGGUGUCACAGAAAUUGAAAGCCCAGGAAAAAUUUUUGUUCAAGUUUGUACUCAAGAGAGCUUUGAAUUUCUUAGCAGUCUUGCUAUGGCCAAAAGAGGAGUUGCUGAAAAUACUUCAAGUGACCAGUAUAUUCCUGAGAUUGGGGAAAUUUGUGCUGCCAAAUAUUCAGAUUUUACAUGGCACAGAAUACUGAUAAAGAAUAUUGAUGUUGCACAUGGAACCGCCCAAGUUUUUUACAUAGAUUAUGGCAAUGACGAAGAAAUUACAUUGGAUAGAAUUAAAGCAUUAUUUGAAGAUAUGAAGCAAUUUCCGCCCUGUGCUGUUAAAUGCUUCAUUGGCAGUGUUGCUCCAGUCGAUCAGGCAUGGUCAGAAGCCUGUACCAUUUCCAUUCGGCAGCUGAUCUUGGGGAAAACUUGCAAAAUGAAUAUCCUAGCUGUUUACAACAAUGCAACGGAAUUUGCUGUAGAUUUUAUGCUUCCAGAUACUGGGGAAUCUCUAUCAAAAUACCUUGUAGAAAAAGGUUAUGCUUUAAAUAUCAUAGACAAAAAUAAGGCAGAGUGUAAUAGAAUCGAUGAUGGAAUGGAGAAAACAACACUGAACUCUAGUAUUAAGGGAAAAGUGUUCGGAAACCAGAACAAUGCUGACAAGUCUUCAGGUCGCAAACUGAUUUCUCUGUCUUUUGGGGAUGUAUUUUCUGCUGUUGUUGCUCAUGUACAGAGUCCUGAGUACUUUUUCUGCCAGAUGAUGGAAAAUGGAACUCAUCUUGCAGAGCUUCAAGCAGCUCUUGCUGAACACUGUACGAAAACCCCUUCAAAUCCUGAGUUUAGACCUGCUGUUGGAGCUCUCUGCUGCGCUAUGUUCACAGGAGACAAUCAGUGGUAUAGAGCUUCUGUUAUUAAAUAUGGCACCGAAGACCGUGUUACUGUGGGCUACGUUGAUUAUGGAAAUUUUGAAGUCCUUCACUACAGUCGCCUUCGCCCUUUGAUGGCAAAGUUUAUGGAACUGCCUUUGCAAGCUAUCACGUGUUCUUUAGCAGGUGUAAAAUCCACAUCUGAUACAUGGCUGCCUGAAGCGUCAUCUAUUUUGAAAAAAAUAGUUAAUAAUAAAGUUCUUGCUGCAAGGGUUAUAGACAAAAAACAAAAUCGAGUUGAACUGGAGCUGAUUGAUAAAUCUAGUGAUCCAUUUAUAGAUGUUGCCGAACAACUUGUGUUAGCAGGAUUUGCUAAGAAGGUGGACAAAGAGCAGUCCAUUGUCGAAGUGAGGGAUGGUUUGACUGGUUGGGAGCCUGUGCAUCCAGGAAAUAAAAUUACUACAGAAUGCAUUGAAUUAUCUGUUAAGCAGUCUUUAAAAGUUAUCGUUUGUUUCAUCAGCAGUCCUGGAGAUUUCUUUUGCCAGCGCUGUAAUACUGAAGAUCUGUUUGCUCUGAAUAAGCUUAAUAAAUCCCUGAAUGAUUACUGCGAGAAACAUCCACCUUCAAACACCUUCAAGUUAUUGUACGGGGAGCCAUGCUGUGCUUUCUUCAAAAGUGAUGGAAAUUGGUAUCGUGCUGUAGGGAAGCAGUGUUCAGUAAAAGUCACAAAGGUUCAGUUUGUGGAUUACGGAAAUGAAAUUGAGACAACAGUAGAGAAGCUGCGUCCCAUCCCCUCAGAGUUUCUUGAGCUUCCUUUCCAAGCCAUCCAUUGCUGUAUGGCAGGCAUUAAGCCAGUAAGCACAGAUUGGACUGCAGAAGCUACAGCCAGAUUUCAGGAACUUACGGUUGGUCUUGAGCUUCAAGCUUCAGUAAAGUCGGUCAGUAACAUGAAAGCAAGCGUUGAACUUAAAAGCAGUUCUUCUGGAAGCUUCACUGAUAUUUCUGAGCUUCUUGUUCAAGAACACCUAGCUGUCCGAGAUGACAAAAUCCUUGAUGUUCCUACUGUGGAAAAAUGCUCAGGUAUUCCAUCACCCUUACAGUGGAAGGCAGUUGAAUUACCCCUCAACAAACAUCUGACUAUUCAGAUACUGGAAGUUGCAAAUAAUGGUCUGUUUUAUGCCGCACAGACUGCUGUUAAAGCUGAUGGAGACAAGUUGCAUGCACUCAUGAAUGAAAUGGCUAAAUAUUUCUGGAGUCAAGGAGAGACGGCUUCAUGCAGACCAAAAUUGGGAGAGGCUUGCUGUGCCAGAUUUACAGGCGAUGAUAACUGGUACCGUGCUAUUGCAAUGGAAACAUUUGACACAAAGGUGAAAGUAGUGUAUGCUGAUUUUGGAAACAUUGAAACCAUUCCAUAUGCCAGGAUCCGGCCUAUAACAGCAGAGUUUCUGGAGUUUCCUUUCUCAGUAGUGAAAUGUACCCUCGCAGGGUUGAACUCUGUUUCUGGGAAAUGGCUUCCUGAAUCCAAGGAGUUGCUUCAAACACUGGUGCUGAAAGAAAAUGUUAAAGUCAUAGUAAGAGAGGUUAACAAUAAUAUUCAUUUUGUCAGUCUUGUAAAAAAUGGUAUCGAAGGUACUACGAAAAUGACAGACAACAUGGAAAUGGAAGGAACUAUUAAUUAUGACCACAGACAGAGUCCAGAUGAACCUCAUCAUGCAGGGUGCUGUUGCAAGGAGCUGAAGAAGCAAGUGGAUGAGCAUGAGAAAAUUCUUGCUUUUCUUUUGAGCAGACUUGAGUCCAGUAAGGAAUAGCAAAGUGUGAAGACUGAUUUGUGAAAGCGUGGGCAUGAGGAAUGACUAUCCAUUGCACUUAUUUAAAACUCGGAUUUAACCAUGCUGCCUUUUUUUUAAUUUUGACAAGUGCAGUAACAGAAUGAUGGACCUUUCUGAUUUCAAAAGACCUUUUCCUCAAGGGGGCGGAUGUUAUGGAGUACCUCUCUGUAGAAGAAAUCCAUUCCAUUCAUAAAGAUGCCGUUUCUAAUGGGUACAACAAAAUUACCCUGUUUUGCACUGAGAUCAGUUGAAAAUAAUGUGAUAGUAUUGUCUCAAAGACUGACCAGGUUAACUAGCAGUAUUGAUAAUUGUGUCUCAAAAGACUGACCCGGUUAAGUAGCAGUAUUGAUAAGUGAAACCAGCAUCCUCCAUCACAGCCUGUUCAGUUGUGCAGAGAGUCAGUUUCAUAAUUUAAUUACACAGAGAAACGGGCACUGAGCCUGAAUUCACCCAGUAUGUUUUCCAGUCUCUGCUUUGGUCAUUCUGUUAGCUUUGUAUUUAUGUUGAACAGUUUGUAAAACAAGAGGAGACGAAGAUAAACAGUGUGCAUCACUGAUCAGAGUUAAUUUUUCAGUGAUUGUAUUUUUUGCCCCAUUGCAUUCUUUUCCCACUUUUUUCCUAAACUUGGCUUGGGGCAUUAUUCUGCAUAAGUUCAUUUUCCUUUCAUUUAACAGUUGUCACAUUGUUAUAACUUCAGCAAAUCGUAGUUGUGCAUUCUGAGCCCUUGUCUGUAUUUAGCUAGCCUUGAUGCACUUUCCUCUCCAUGGAAUCCUGCGUGGAACCCAGUUGUAUUAAAAUGCAGGUAAUUAUUGUUACUGAAGUCCUGCAUAAUCCUAGUCCAGGGACUCCUAUGUUCGAGAGUGAGUGAGUAGUAGUUUUUUUUUUCCGUAUCCCAGGUUCGAUUUAAUUUUGUGUUUUCCCUUCUGAAAUCUUUCUUUUCUUAGCGCAAGUGUAAUCAGAGAUGGCAAUGUGUAAAUUUUGACUUAUUUAGUAGUUUGAUAAACUGAAGCAGUAGUGUGUAAUAGUAUUGUUAAACACUGUAAACUGAAGUAGUGUGUAAUAAUAUUGUUAAACACUGUAAACUGAAGCAGUAGUUUGUAAUAGUAUUGUUAAACACUGUAAACUGAAGCAGUAGUGUGUAAUAGUAUUGUUAAACACUGUAAACUGAAGCAG
Molecule: messenger RNA, 4134 nt
Organism: Protopterus annectens (West African lungfish)
Lineage: Eukaryota; Metazoa; Chordata; Ceratodontiformes; Protopteridae
Gene: TDRD1
Product: tudor domain containing 1
Exons: 22
Coding region: 1-2940 (979 amino acids)
Source: RefSeq, a predicted model, not a curated record